This is a messenger RNA of Fusarium subglutinans, 288 nucleotides long. RefSeq lists its product as uncharacterized. The transcript has a single exon. Lineage: Eukaryota; Fungi; Ascomycota; Sordariomycetes; Hypocreales; Nectriaceae. The record is from RefSeq and is a predicted model, not a curated record. The coding region runs from base 1 to 288 and encodes 95 amino acids.
AUGGACCCAUUAUCUAUCGCGUCGGGCGCCGCCGGCCUUGCCAUCAGCUGCGCGACGAUAGCCAAGACGCUAUACACCUGGAUAGACGAUACUGUCGACGUCGACGAGAAUGUUUCCAAUUUGUUGGAAGAGGUCUCGAUUCUGUCGCGAGUCCUAGACUCCGUCAGCAAUGCCUCAAGCCGGGUUCCGCAAGCUGUCGUGGCGGAGAUCGAUCCUGGUAAUGCCCUCUGGGGUAGUAUUAGUGCUACCCUCGAUGAUAUCAACAGCACUUUCAACAAGCUCAACUAG